Messenger RNA from Coffea eugenioides, 1822 nucleotides. RefSeq lists its product as uncharacterized. The record is from RefSeq and is a predicted model, not a curated record. The coding region runs from base 436 to 1521 and encodes 361 amino acids. Lineage: Eukaryota; Viridiplantae; Streptophyta; Magnoliopsida; Gentianales; Rubiaceae. The transcript has a single exon.
ACCACCACCUUCCUAGUUCCUCCCCGCUUAUCUUUUUCACUUGGCGGAGUAGCAUACACUUAUGAUUCUUUUCCUCGGACUUCCUCUGUCACAUUUUGCACUUCCAAAUCCUCAGUCCCCAUCUCCAUGAUGGCUCUCUUUCUCACGUGAUCUCCCUUUCUCCGUCACAUUCACACCAUUCUCAUCUCUCGGCUGUAACGUUUACCAUUCACUCUUGCUGCAAUGUGCUAUUUUGUCAGACCCACUUCUUGAAAAACUCCGACUUUUUUUUAUUCAGAUCCGCAUUUGUCUUGGUUUGGCUGCAAUUGAACCUGUUUUUCAAGAAAUCCCAGUUCAAUUUUCGCUGUCCAGAAGGUAUUCUUGAAAAGAUCUUAAUGGGGUUGGUCCAAAAUUAGUUCCUUUUUGGGAAUUUUAAUAAGUAAAUUUGGGCGAAAGAUGGAAACUUCAAGUGGUCUGAGUCCUAGGCUUAAUUCAAUUGCAUUGAACAAAGAAAAAGAUGAGGACCCAGAUCUUCAUAACUUUGAAUUGGAGACUGCUGGUCAUGGUUCCGGAUCAGAUCACCAUCAUUUUCGUUCUUCCAAUGCACUGGAAAUUUUGAGGGAAACUGUAAGAAUUCUUCGAUAUAAUUCGACUGGUUUUGUUGCAAUUCUGGCGCUUUUAAUUUGCCCCGUUUCAGCUGUAGUUUUGUCUAAUGUAUUGGUUGAUCAAUCCAUUGUGAAACAACUUACUAUAAGGCUGUUACUGGUUGCAAAAUCUAGUGGACUUCCAUUAAGCCCAUUUAUCAGACAGUCUUGUCAAAAGUUUGCAGAAAUGGCAGUUUCGGCUACAAUGUGCUUCCCUUUAUAUAUUACAUUGUCACUGCUGUCUAAGGCUGCUGUUGUUUACUCUGUGGAUUGUACUUAUUCAAGGAAAAGGUUUGAUUCAUCCAAGUUUUAUGUGAUUGUGAGGAAGAUUUGGAGGCGAAUUGUUGUGACUUAUUUUUGGGUUUGUGUGGUGAUUGUUAGUUGUAUCACAUUGUUCUGUGUACUCCUUGUUGCUGUGAGCAGCACAUUUUCCGUGAUGGGGUUCCCGUCAGAUUUGAUUUUGUAUCCUGCUAUGGUGCUUGGACUAAUUUUCUCAAUCAUUCUGGCGAAUUCGACAAUCAUUUGCAACAUUGCUAUAGUAAUCUCGGUGUUGGAGGAUGUUUCAGGGCCACAGGCGUUGCUCAGGUCGAGUUCUCUGGUUAAGGGGCAGACUCAAGUUGGUCUUUUGAUAUUUCUUGGAUCGACUAUUGGGAUGGCAAUGGUGGAGGGGUUGUUUGAGCAUAGGGUGAAGACAUUAAGUUAUGGCGAUGGCUCAUCAAGGAUAUGGGAAGGACCCCUUUUGGUAAUCAUGUAUUCAUUUGUGGUACUUAUAGAUUCUAUGAUGAGUGCAGUUUUCUACUUCAGCUGUAAAUCAUAUAGCACAGAAGCCGCGGCAGUGGGAAGUGAACCAGUUUUAGAAGCCUUGACAAUUUCCUUGGAAUCAACCGGCGUUCAAUGACAUCUCUUUGCAAAGUUUUAUAGUCUUAAAAACUAGUGGAAUUUGCCGUAGCAGACAUAGAAACUUGCACAGUCGUCUCUAUUCUUGGGACUUUGUCACCAUGAGAAAAAGUAUACAUGUCUGCUAGAAAUGACUAUACAUGGAAGGAUCAAAAGUCUAUAUGACUAAAUUUUUCUUUUACAUAAUCAUAGCGCUUACAGUUAUCUGUGAUAAUGGAAGGUUAAAGAAAGAUUUGGAGAGCUUGGCAAUAGAAAAAUUUUAUUAUGAGUUGUACCUUAGGGUGCAAAUUUUGAACAUUAUA